CGAGUUGAAUUCAAAACUGCAAGACACUUUGGAACAAAUAGAGGAACAAUUGGAUGUAGCGCUCUCCAAAAUAUGCAAGAACUUUGAUAUCAAUCACUAUACGAAGGUUCAACAGGCUUACAGGCUGCUUGGAAAGACACAAACAGCGAUGGACCAGUUACAUAUGCACUUCACUCAAGCCAUUCACAACACUGUGUUUCAAGUAGUCCUUGGAUAUGUGGAGCUGUGUGCAGGAAACACAGACACCAAGUUUCAGAAGUUACAGUACAAAGACCUCUGUACACAUAUUACAUCAGACAGUUACAUUCCAUGCCUUGCUGAUCUCUGCAAAGCCCUCUGGGAAGUCAUGCUCAGUUACUACCGAACGAUGCAGUGGCAUGAGAAUCAUGACCAAGAUGAGGCAACAGUUGUGUCUGCUGUUUCAGAUGGCAGCAAUGUGAUUGGAACUGAAGAGAACAGUUUUGACCGCAGCUAUGUAAAAAAGAAAUUGGAACAUGGGCUUUCACGAAUAUGGCAGGAUGUUCAACUGAAAGUGAAAACCUAUCUUCUGGGGACAGAUCUGUCUAACUUCAAAUAUGAUGACUUCAUAUUUGUACUUGAUGUUAUCAGCAGGCUGAUGCAAGUUGGAGAAGAAUUUUGUGGCAGUAAAUCUGAAGUUUUGCAAGAAUCUAUCAGAAAACAAAGUGUUAACUAUUUCAAAACAUACCACAGAACUCGUCUUGAAGAAUUACGAAUGUUUUUGGAGAACGAGACCUGGGAACUUUGUCCUGUUAAAUCAAGCUUUAGUAUUCUGCAGCUUCAUGAAUUUAAGUUCAUGGAGCAGUCACGUUCCCCAUCUGUGUCACCUAGUAAGCAGCCUGCUUCAGCAAUUUCAACAACAGUAACGUUAUUCGAGCAGUACUCUAACGGAGGAAACCCAUUUGAAAUUCAGGCCGACAGCAAAGAUGAUGAGACAGAAGAUGUGUUAGCUUCCAAUGGG
Messenger RNA from Eurypyga helias (sunbittern), 979 nucleotides. RefSeq names its product coiled-coil domain-containing protein 132. Gene Ontology annotation, biological process: retrograde transport, endosome to Golgi; endocytic recycling. The annotation marks the transcript as partial. The transcript is spliced from 9 exons. Gene Ontology annotation, molecular function: SNARE binding. The record is from RefSeq and is a predicted model, not a curated record. Lineage: Eukaryota; Metazoa; Chordata; Aves; Eurypygiformes; Eurypygidae. Gene Ontology annotation, cellular component: EARP complex.